GCAUAUUAUCUUAACCCUCAAUUUCAAUAUUCAGAGAAAAAAUCUUCAAAUCCGGAAGUUAAGCUUGGUCUAUAUCACUGUAUGGAAAGAUUAAUACCGGAGCAGGCAGAUAGGGAGCUUGCAGAUUUACAGCUUGUUCUGUUCCGGAAUAAAGAGGGUUUUUUUGGUUUGAAUGCAGCAAAAACUACCAUUUCUAAACGGUCUCCAGUUGAAUGGUGGAUCCAAUUUGGUGAUUCCACCCCUGAGCUACAGAGUUUUGCUGUGAGAGUGUUGGGCCUCACUUGUUCUUCUUCUGGGUGUGAGCGAAAUUGGAGUACAUAUAGUCAAGUGCAAACAAAGAGAAGAAAUCGACUAUCUACACUCAGAAUGAACUCCCUCGUAUACAUAAUGCACAACAAGAGGUUAAGAGAUAGGAGGUUGAGGAAUAAGGGGUUGAAAGAUGAUGAGGACCCGUUGGUGUGUGAUGAUCUGUCGUCUGAUAAUGAGUGGUUCAUAGAUGAUGAGGCAGAUUUAUCAUUAUCAGACUUACAGGUAGAAGAUCUAAAUGUGGAUGUAUUGAGGGGCGAAGCAGAUCAAACGGGUACAUCCACUAGUACCACACCACACACAUCUGCUAGCUCUGCAAGUAAAGGGAAGAGAAAAGUGAGUCAUGUUGAAGAUGAAGAUGACAUGGCAUUCAUAGAUACAAUUGGAGAAGAAGAUUCACUUGAAGACUGAUAUUUUGUGAUGGGAUAUGACUUCAUUUUAUAUGUUUUUUGUAUUUUGGGAGUUUUGUUAAACUGAUAUUUUGUGAUUUUGUACUUUGGGACAUAAUUUUAUUGCAUCUACUUUCUUAUUUU
Messenger RNA from Dendrobium catenatum, 839 nucleotides. RefSeq lists its product as uncharacterized. The coding region runs from base 82 to 717 and encodes 211 amino acids. Gene Ontology annotation, molecular function: protein dimerization activity. Lineage: Eukaryota; Viridiplantae; Streptophyta; Magnoliopsida; Asparagales; Orchidaceae. The record is from RefSeq and is a predicted model, not a curated record. The transcript is spliced from 3 exons.